CCCUAAAGGCGAGGGCGAGGAGCAGGGCCCGCGGAGCGCCGCGGGGCGGGGCCCGGUAUUUGCAAGGGAGAGAAAAGCCCGACAGAACCCGGUGCCUGCAUGCCAUGGUGUUGGGGCACUCUCGUCCACCCCUGUGCCUGCGGUGACGUGACACGCCAUUGUGACAUCAUCCCUUCCCUUGUGAUGUAACCCAGAGGCGAGACUAUCGGGGAGUGUUAGGCUGUUGGGCCUCCCGAGGUCUCGUGGCCUCCCACCUCCUUUCCACCCGUAGAAUGGCCUCACCCCUUCGGGGAAAGACCGCUUCGCCCCUGGUGGAAACCACCCGCUACAAGGAGACAUCGACGGUCCGCGUGGAGACCUCGUCCCACCGCGUGGAGACCUCCUCCCGGCGGGUGCACACGUCUUCCCGGCAGGUGGAGACCACCCAGGUCCCCUCUGGGAAGCGGCUUCCUCGCAUCCUCGAGGUGUCCUCCCAGCACGUGGAGACCUCCUCGCAGCGCACAGAAACGUCCUCCCGCCACGUCAGGGCCUCGUCCUUGCGCGUGGAGACGUCUCUGCACCGUGUGGAGAGCCCUCCCCGGAGGGACAAGACGGCAGCCAGCCAGAAUGUAAAAAUGUCCCGAUGAAACACUUCCCAAAGGCCACGAAAGGGCCAUGGCCCUCGGCCAGGACCACAUUGCCUCCAGUUUGCAGCCACCAAGCUGCCAGGUGGACCAAUCAGAGCAACCGCCUAUACAUCAGCCUAAGAAAGGCCAAUCCGCAGUUUCCGGACUCAGCCAACAUUUAUUGCCCACGCUGCACCUUGGACCUUCCUGCCUUUGACCCAGGCAACUGUUUUAACUGGAAGCCAGCACAAGUGUCCAGGUCCAUUCUCCUGUAUAAAUUGAGUUGAUGGAUAAGAGGCUGUUUGAACCUCUGAACCAGGAGGACCCGACUCCACCGCGUCUGUUCUGGUUUGGCUCCGUGAGGUGUGACAUUGGAGUGACCCAGCGGACAUCACCCAGACGCCUCAGGACCCCAGGGCAGCUGCCUAGGUGGGCAGGCUUGGCCAGGACUGUCUCCCCACCAGUCUGAGGUGGCCUCAUCUGGGCUGAUCUCCCGAGAAAUGGCGGGAGUGACCAGGCUGUCCCUCAGUGACCCCCUCCAAUGAAGUGUUCCCAGCUCUCCACCUUCAGAACAAAUGGACCUGCUUGUCCUGGCAGUGGGGGAUGUGGGUCCCCAAAGUCCAGAUGUGGAUAGCAGAGGGGCCCACAGCGGUGACCGCAGCUCAGCCUCUCUUCCCGCUCCGAGCCCCUGGCCUGAGGUGGCAGAAAGAGCUCCCUUCUCAGGCGAAAUCCACUUGUCCCGGUGGAUGCAGUGGAUGCGCGGCCACCAGCACUCCAUGGUGCGGCAGGGACAGAGCGGGCUGGCGCACUGCCCACUUCCAGCGGCGUUGAAGGUUCCCAGGCACCUGGGGAGAUUUCAGGAAGACUUCAGAAAGGCAGCUGACCUCGCGGGAAGUCGGCGCAGAUGCACGUGGGAGCCUGUGGCCGGCGAGUUGCCGACUCCGGGCACUGGACCUGCUGCGCGUCACUGAGGCAGGCGGUCUCCACUGUCACCUCUCAGACACCGUGGACCUUGCAAUUGGAGGCCGUUAAAAGCUAGAAACUCAGACAUCGAGUUCUAGCUUCUCAUUUUAUUUAGACCAUUUUUAACACUCAUCUCUUUUAAAAAUGAUUAUAAAGUAGUGCAUGCCUAUUCUAAAAUAUUUGGAAAUACAGAAAACAAGACGAAAAUAUAUAACCCUGUAAGGUCACCAAAGAUAACUGCUGCUAUAUUUCCACCUCAACUUUUUUCCUGUGGUCGUGUAUGUUUUUAUUAUCAUAAAAACACAUAUAAUUUGUAUCUGUUUUCUUUAAAUAUAAGCAUUUUCAACAUAAAAAUGU
Molecule: messenger RNA, 1925 nt
Organism: Myotis lucifugus (little brown bat)
Lineage: Eukaryota; Metazoa; Chordata; Mammalia; Chiroptera; Vespertilionidae
Gene: CUNH17orf100
Product: chromosome unknown C17orf100 homolog
Exons: 3
Coding region: 273-626 (117 amino acids)
Source: RefSeq, a predicted model, not a curated record